Messenger RNA from Aspergillus neoniger CBS 115656, 717 nucleotides. Its product is annotated as class I glutamine amidotransferase-like protein. Bases 196 to 624 code for a protein of 142 amino acids. The transcript is spliced from 2 exons. The record is from RefSeq and is a predicted model, not a curated record. Gene Ontology annotation, cellular component: cytosol; nucleus. NCBI's taxonomy places the organism in Eukaryota, Fungi, Ascomycota, Eurotiomycetes, Eurotiales, Aspergillaceae.
GACAGGUAGCCGUGAGUGACGCCAACCCGGAGAAUCAACCCUCUAUCUUGCCCACUUCCUGGUCAGAUACUGCAGCUAAUAUCUCUCUUCUUUCGUUAGGGCCAUGAUUCUUUCACAUCAGGCUCGAACAAUUGGAUCUUGAAGCUCGUUGACUUCACCAAAUCGCUGCUGCACGAGCAGUCGCGGGUCCGAAUCAUGGCCGUCUGUUUCGGGCACCAAAUUGUCGGACGCGCAUAUGGAGAAACGGCUGAACGGAACCCUUUGGGCUGGGAAGUCUCUGUUCCUUCAGUCACACUAUCAGAGACGGGUAAGAGAGUCUUUGGCUGCGAUUCCCUGGCGCUUCAUCAGAUGCAUCGCGACGUCGUCCGGCGGUAUCCAGCGUCCGUCAAGAAGCUAGGCCAUUCCGACCGGUGCGAGGUGCAGGGGAUCUACGUCACGAACCGGGUCAUGACUCUGCAGGGACAUCCGGAGUACGAUGCCGCGAUUGCCUGCGAGUUGCUGGAGCGGAGGCGCGGAUCUGUGCUAGAUGAAGCCACAUACCCAGAUGGGAUAGAUCGAGCUCAUCAUCCGCAUGAUGGGGUGCUUGUUGGGACUGCCUUUUUGUGGUUUCUGAUAAAAGAAUGAAGGACGAAGCAGGAGUGUGGGUGUUGACAUUUGUGUGAAGCGGUGGUAUUAUGGUAUUUGGGAGUUUUGGCUUACAGUAAACUAUACCGCUCC